GGUAAACAACCGUUGUAUAUGGACUCCUGGUGUCUAUCAUUGAACUUUUCAGACUACACUGUACUGUAGAUUUUGAAAACUAAAGCUGGUCUUGUGUUGUUUUUUAUUGAGAUUUUAUUAAGAUCUAACAAUUUAAGCAUGGGAUUGAGAUCAGGUUACUUUACAAAUUUUUGUAAAUUAGUUUGUAUUGCUCUUGCCUUGCAUACUCUGACGGUCAGUGGGGAUAUGAAAAAACUAAGAGAAACGAUGGAGAAAAAAGCCAGAGAACAAGGCAUCGACCCCAACAACCUGAAACCUGGAGAAUCUUUGAUGAUACCGCCAGAGCUUACUGAUGAAGAGGAAGGCUCGCGUCACAUGCCGGAAGCUCAUCGAUGUGAUGGAUGCACUGCUGUUGCCUUUCAGUUUGAAAAAGCCUUUGGAAAAGCCCUUAAGCAUGUCAAGAAAGGCCAGCCUCUUUCUCUGGCUGAUGUCUUGGAUGUCGCUGAUUUAGUUUGUGAUAAAAGAUUGAAAGAGUAUGGACUGAAGAAUAUAAAUGGUGAAAAGUAUUUAUCAGGUGAAGGCUUGCCAAAAGAGAAAGAACCUGGAAUAUUGGAGGCAGGUGGGAAAUGGGAUGCCAGAUUGUCCACACUGUGCCGGGAGCUGAUUGAAAUGUAUGAGGAAGAUGGCAUCUAUGAUUUCUACCGAGCCAAAGGAAAGGAAAAGUUAGCUGUUUCAUUAUGCACAGCUUACUGCAGUCCUGAACAGCUCAAUGCCAUGAAAACUCCAAAAGAAGAAUUGUGAAAUUUACUUAGUUUCAUGUUUUUUUUUUUUUUUUUUUUUUUUUAAACAAAACAUUAAGAGGAUGUCAAUACAAGUGUCUAUUAUAAUAAUUAUCUAAAGUUUAUUUCUACUUGGUGCUAUAAGUAAGUAUAGAAAUGUGCUAUGUACAAAAUGAUUUGUAAGCACAUCUAUGUCAUAGUAGUCAUAGGUUACCUUGUUAUCUAGAGAUCAAUAAUAGGACCUAAGAAAAACAUGAAAGUAUCUAGAAACUCAUAAACUUUUAGUGCUAUUCAAAUACAUUUCAUUGUUUUGCCUAGUCAUUUUUUAAAUUCUGAUUCAAGUUAACUUAUAUUAGUGUCAGUCAAUAUUUGCUUUUUUUUUUUUGUGAGAUCAAAAGGUAGUAAAUCUCUACAAACAUGGCAAAGAAAAUGUUAAAAAUUAGAUAAUCUUCAAAUUCCUUCAAGUCAAUUUUUACUUCAUCAUCUCUAGACACUUAAGUUACUCAUUUGAUAUAUUGCUUUUUUCACCUUUGUAUCUCCCUUUACUGCUUUGUAUCUGGAUCACACUUUGUUUGCUAGUUGACCUUUACAAGGCUUGAUUUCAGUACAUGGGUUGAAGGAUUCUCUGAGCACAAGUGAUCGUCAGAAACUUAUAGUGGGCCUCAAGUGACAGUUGGGGCUAAAUCAAGAAGAGGGGAUGUACUGUCCUUAACUUGGGCUUUAACUUUUAAUGUAAAUCAUCUAAUGGCAAUGUCUUCAAUUUCGAUGAUUAAGGAUGAGUGCAGUGUUUCACAUGACUCCGCAAAUCCAGCUGCAACCUGCAUAUUUUCCCACAUCUCAUGCAGACAAAGCCGUUUUCCUCUUUGUUCUUUUUAAGUUUUCCUUCCAUCUUCUGCACCUCAAUAAAAGCAAAAUAUAUAGUAUUAAGUCCUGAUGUAGUUGCCUUUUUACCAUGAGUUAUGAAAAGUGUACAUAUUUUUAAACUUUGUUAUCUAGAAAAAAAAACACAUGUUCAUAACGAAUGGAGAAUGUGCAGUACCAAUGUAGUAGUUCUGUAAUAAUCUUUAAAAAAAAAAAGUUAAUUAUGUAUAUUUAGAAAGAUAUUUGACUCUUACUUUGUGUUUCUUAAUUAUAACAUAAUAUCAAAAAAUAUUUAUUAGAAUAUAUCUAUUGCUACAAUUGUGUGAUGCAGAAUUGAAAAAGGACACAAUAUCUUAUUAAAUAAUUCUGACCGUCCUUUUGUACAUAAAUACAAGUUGUUUUUUUACAAAUAUUUUAGACAUAUUUUCACAUUUCAUUUGUUGUGAUGUUUUCAAAUAAUGAUCAAAAAGGCUUAAUUAUAUGAUAAUUUUUUUUAUAUCUAAUUUCAAACUGCUGAUAUUAUAUUUAAAUUUAAAAAAAAAAAGAGUUGUAGAUAUUUUUAUUGCAUCUAUUGUUUAACUUGCUGCUUUUAAAAUAUCUGAAAUUAAUGUUUUUUUUUUUUUCCUUCUGCACUAAUGUAUUUGUGCUCUGGUUGUUGUGUGUUGAAGUGGUUACCAAUCACUUGGUGCUACACCUUCUUGUUCUGAGAUUUCUUCUCACCAUUUUAAAGAUGAACUUAUAUAUCAAAUAUUUGUUCUAAUUGUGUCUUGUUGUAAUAAUACUCAUUGUUAACAAUAAUAUUUAUGACUUUUCUACAAGACAUAAAUUUGUUUGCACUUUUUAGCCCAGCAGAAUAGAGAUUUUAAACUCCUGCACAUCUACCACAAAGUCAAUUUUUGGCUUUUUAAAAUUUUAUCGAUUGGUUCAAAAUCUCUCCCAAUUUUAAUUGGUUUAAUUCGUUUCAGAGAUUCCUUCAGAUUUGAAGAUAUUUGCAUCAUAGCCCAAACUGCCCGUUUGAUGGUGGAAGGCAGGGUUUGAACCCAGAACCAUCCUUCCCAUUGAACAACGUCCACAGUGCAUACCACAUGGCUAGGCAGUCAUCAAGGCUAUAUCCUCUUUUCAUUGUUUUUUAAAGAUUUGUUAUAUCACACACACACACACACAUUUCCCCAAAUCACUUUAUCUUUUUUUUUCUUUUUUGACUGCUACAAAAUCAGAAUGUUAACUUUAAUAUGAAAGUCAUCUGUGUGUGUAACGCUUGCUCACUAUUCCUCUGAUUUCUGACCUGUCUCACCUGCACUGGCAUGUAGUUCCUGAUUUUCUGUUGAAAUUUCUUUCUCUUACAUGGUUUAAGAUUGUUUUCGACUACCAUGAACACCUCUAGACAUAGACUUUGUUUUGUCAUUUGGAUGGCUGUGCUGGGAAAUACAAAGGUGUACUCAGUUGUAGUGUUUUCUAGAGCUAUGAAAAUUUAAAAAAAAAAAAAAAAAGCUUAAGCAAGUUUUUUUAUUCUUUGCAAUCUCUUAUCAACCAAUUAAAUGUCACAUAUUUGUCCAAUAUGGGGCGCUUUUGCUCAGGUUUGUUAGGGCUGUGAAUCUUGUUGUUUUGAAUUAUUUAACUUAUUGCUAUGAUUUUCAUAGUUUUGAUGUUACAACUAGACUUCAUUCCAUAUCUGCUGAUUGAUCUACUGCUGCAAGUUUGUGACAAGUUUGAAAUGAUAGAACAAUCUAUUUUUGCCUUAUCUUGUUUUUUAAAUUUUAAAACCUUUUAUUUACAGUGAAUUUAAAGAGCUUAUAAUCAAAGAGUACCAAAAUGUAAGCUUGAGCUUAAUAUAAUACUUGUAUAAUUAAGAUUAUUGAUGAUGUCAUAAAGAAACAAAUGUUAAUGAGCUACAUUCCAGUAGUUUCUAGUUUAUAUAUUUUAGUGCAUGAAAGGACCAUAUAUUGUUAGAGACUUAUUUCACAGAAGGGCAAUGAAGAGUUUCACGUAGUCUGAAGAUCUAGAUAGUUAGGAAAUAUCAUGACAUAAAUACAAUCUUUUUUCUUUCAUUAAUGUGGUUCAGUUGCUCUAAUUGUCAAAAUAUAAUAUUAGCACUUUUUAUAUUGUGUAAAUGUAUUCUGUAGUGCUAGCAAUGUAGAAAAUGAUCUCCAUUUUACUGUUUUAUAUUUCCUCAUCCUUGCAUUUGUAAAUUAUUGUUUUGAAAUGGUCUUUUAGAAAGAUACAAAGCUAUACUAACAUUUACUUCUAUAUUUAAAGCAUCAACAUGAAUGCAAAGAUAGUCUCCCCUAUCUGAUGGACAACAGAAUGCAAAGAAAUGGUUGUUACACAUUUUGUAGUCAAAUAUUUUUUUUUAUUAUUAGUUUCAGAUGGAUGGUAAAAGUAAGUUAUACUUGUAUAUCUACCUAACAAACACAAACUGAUUUCAGAGUACCAAUGUAAGAUUUAAAAAAAAAUGCCUUAUUAUAACCUACUAUUAAAUGCCAGUAAGAAUGUUUGUUUUGUGUACAAGAUUUUAUGAUUGUGGCGUCUCAACUAUAAUGUUUUUACCAAAAAUUAAAGGGUGUCAUAUGGAUUAUCAGGACAUUAUUUGUGCUCUAUACAAAAUUGAGAUAGUGUAAACUGGUAAAUGAAAUUGUUGGAAUAGACCACACCAAAGUAAAUGUUCAAUGUAGUUUUUAAAAAUAUUGGUGUAUUAAUCUCUUCAUGCAUAUCAUAUUGCAAAUUUUGUCUCAAAUGACCUUUUCAUACCAUGUUUUUUUUUUUUUCAUAAGUGCCAUAUCUGAGACAAAUGACCUAAAGUAUAGUAAGACAGUAGUAUACACUGGGAGUACUCUUCUGCUCAUUGAGGUGUGCAAUAACAUUUCCCAAUGAUCUACAAGCUGGCUGUUGUGGAGCUCACUUGCCUAUACAGAUUAUCAGUCUGUAUGAACAUGGAAUAGGAGAGCAUAUAUAACCUCUAACCUAUAUUUUAAGGUCUUGUUGAUGUUUUGUUUUCCCUUCUCAUUGAUAUUUGUCAUUAUGCACUUUUUAAAGCCUAUGUGUUCUAGAUUUACAAUUUUUUUUUAUUCAUUGCUGGUUGAUAUUUAUGAAACGUUGAUUCAAUAAAUGUUUAUUAAACAUAA
Molecule: messenger RNA, 4741 nt
Organism: Biomphalaria glabrata
Lineage: Eukaryota; Metazoa; Mollusca; Gastropoda; Planorbidae
Product: marginal zone B- and B1-cell-specific protein-like
Exons: 4
Coding region: 139-780 (213 amino acids)
Biological process (GO): regulation of B cell proliferation
Cellular component (GO): endoplasmic reticulum chaperone complex; extracellular region
Source: RefSeq, a predicted model, not a curated record